Messenger RNA from Eimeria acervulina, 491 nucleotides. RefSeq lists its product as hypothetical. The transcript has 6 exons. The annotation marks the transcript as partial. The record is from RefSeq and is a predicted model, not a curated record. NCBI's taxonomy places the organism in Eukaryota, Apicomplexa, Conoidasida, Eucoccidiorida, Eimeriidae.
GCACGGAUGUCAUCCGGGCAGAUACAGGUGUGAGCCGGAAGGCGUGUGGGCGUUUAAGCUGGCGUGCCACCCGCCAGCGUGUGCAGGGUCGGGCCAGCGAGACGAGCAACGAUAUUUAUGGGCAGCAUGAGAGAAGACCGGAUACUGUUGACGUGCGAUUGAGGAGAGAGUGCAAGGUGGCCCGGGCGCAAAGAGUAGUAAAGCAGGGGCAGGGGCAGGGAUGUCGUGUGGCGUACGCUUGUGUGAAUGCGGUGAAUGAAUGGGCUGACAGGCUACGGGAACUGCGGAAACGGCGAAGAGGUGUGCGGAAAGCUGCAUCGGUGGUCCGCGCGCAUACGAACGUUCGCCUCAGCGACAUGGUUGCUCCACGCAGGCCAGCAUUGUACGAUGUUACUUCGGCGCACCGAGUAAAUCCAGUGAGAAUGUUGGUUGGGUGUCGGGGGUCAGGGAAUGGAGUGGAGCUGGAUACGUCUGCGGGAUUGGCGUGUUGA